AAGGUAUUUUAAACGCACCCAUUUAGUUCAGUAUCGAAUAAAUAGUGGCCAUUUAUUUUAUGCAGACGACUAAACACAGCAACAGGAUUUUUUGUAUACUAUUUUUUUUGCAGACAGGCCUUACUGUAUUAGUUGCAUAACUACUUUUUAAUAAUGAUGAAAAUACUGUUUUGGUUGUUAGCCGUUUACAGCAGCAUAAUGUUCUCCAAUGCUUCGGCAAUCGAAUGCUACACCUGUACUGGAGGUGGCACGACAAACGAUUGCGCUGAUAACCCAACUUUGAAUGUGACGUGUCCUUCGGAAAUCCAAUCUUGUUUCACUUACUUUGAAGUAGAAGAUGGCUUGCCACGGUCUGUCACUCGUGGUUGCAAUUUCGAAGAAAUUCUGUCAAGUCAGAAGUGUACAUUGGUGGUAGGAAGGCAGAACAAUAAUGUAGUUACUACCAGUUGUCGGUACAACUGCAAAGGAACUUUGUGCAACGAUAUCGUGUCUCAUGAUUUAAAAACGUGCGAUUCUUGUGACGUCACAGGCGGUUAUUGUGACUACUUCAGUAGUACAUGCGUUUGUUUGGACGGUUGGGAAGGGGAUAACUGCAGCACAGUCAAGCCCCCACCAAAACCAGUAUACCGUCAAUGCGUGCAAUGCGAUGAUACAUUUGAUCCGGAUAAUUGUGAAUCUAAGACAAUCACUUCACCAUGUCCUGAACCUAUAGAUAUACUGCCGUAUUGCUCUUCAGCUAAAACCAUCACAUUAAGUAACGAGGAUAGCAGCAUUGUAGGUAAACCUGUUGUUUCGCGAGGCUGCACUGCCCAGUUUACUCACGAGGACGAAUGUUUCUUUUCUUCUCCGAGGGAUUCUUUCAUGUCGGCCAAAUACUCGGAGUACACUUGUACCUCUAUGUGCGAUACUGAUUACUGCAACUCAGAAUCAACAAACGGGGAAUCGAUGGCAAUGAAAAAGUUCCCUUGUACUGCCUCCAAUGCGUUGGAAGUGAUUGUCAAAAUGGUUUGCAACCCACACGAUGCCCUUCAGGAAGCACCCACUGCGUUGCUAUUGUGAAGUAUUACCUUUCCGAAAAGACAAACCAUAACUAUAAAGUGUUACCCGAGUAUGAACUAAAGAGCAUAGUUCGUUCGUGUGCAAAGUCUUCUGUGUAAUCAAAGGCUGCCAGAACGCUGAAAUCAAUAGCAAUGUUCCAUCUAGCGUACAGUACAUCACUUGCCAGGAGAGUUGUCAAAAAGAUGGCUGCAACAGUGGUUGGCCUGCUCGACCCAAGUGUUCAACCUGUCGAAGCCCUUCGAAUAGCAACGACGACGCUUGUCUAAACAACCCACCCCUAGGAACGCCAUGCACACACCCUUACCAAGGCUACUGUAUUGCCAGCUUUAUACAGUCCGGUGUAGGAAACAGGGGCUUCGUGACCAGAGGUUGCAGCAACAACCACAUAGGAAACGUCUGCAAGAAAGUUGGAAACGUAGAUUUCUCAUACAACGUCUGUAAUACAAGUUGUACGACUGAUAAUUGCAACAUGGGUCCCAUUGGCUCCGCAACAGCAGUGGUAAAUUCAAGUUUGUCCAUUUUGAUGUCAUCCGUUUUGCUGUUUUUAUUUCUAGACGAUAUCUACUGCUAAUACGAAGCCUUUGUCAUUUGUAGGAAUGUCUUGCCGUAAAUAUACCGUAGCCUACAUAUCUUAUCUGUGCUGGAACUGCUCAUCUUUGGUUAUGUGUACAUAACAUUUAAUUAAUACGAUUGAUUGAUAAUUGCCCAUU
Ciona intestinalis (vase tunicate) is the source of this 1769-nucleotide messenger RNA. The record is from RefSeq and is a predicted model, not a curated record. NCBI's taxonomy places the organism in Eukaryota, Metazoa, Chordata, Ascidiacea, Phlebobranchia, Cionidae.